This is a messenger RNA of Hypanus sabinus (Atlantic stingray), 8211 nucleotides long. RefSeq names its product AT-rich interactive domain 4A (gene arid4a). The coding region runs from base 2416 to 6417 and encodes 1333 amino acids. The record is from RefSeq and is a predicted model, not a curated record. Gene Ontology annotation, biological process: regulation of transcription by RNA polymerase II. Gene Ontology annotation, cellular component: nucleus. Gene Ontology annotation, molecular function: transcription cis-regulatory region binding. The transcript is spliced from 24 exons. Lineage: Eukaryota; Metazoa; Chordata; Chondrichthyes; Myliobatiformes; Dasyatidae.
GAGGGGGGGUGGGGAUUCAGAUUUCUAGAUUAUUGGGAACUGUUUUGGGACAGGCAUGACCUGUACAAAAAAGACGGGGGUUGCACUUGAAUCCCAGGGGAACCAAUAUCCUGGCAGGGAGGUUUGCUAAUGCUAUCGGGGAGAGUUUGAACUAGAGUUGCUGGGGGGUGGAAACUGAAUUGAAGACAUGGAGGAAGGGGCUGUUGGCUCUCAAAUAGAGAAAGAUUGGAGACAGUGCGAGAAGGAGGAUAGGUAGGUGAUAGAGAAGGGAUGCGUUCAGACCAGUGGUUUGAGGUGUGUCUGUUUUAAUGCAAGGAGUAUUAUGAACAAAGCGGAUGAGCUUAGAGUGUGGAUCAGUACUUGGAGCUAUGAUGUUGUGGCCAUUACAGAGAUUUGGAUGGCUCAUGGGCAGGAAUAGUUACCUAGAGUGCCUGGCUUUAGAUGUUUCAGAAAGGACAGGGGAGGAGGGAAUAGAGGUGGGGGUGUGGCACUGCUGAUCAGAGAUAGUGUCACAUCUGCAGAAAAGGAGGAAGUCAUGGAGGGAUUGUCUACUGAGUCUCUGGGUGGAAGUUAAAAACAGGAAGGGGUCAAUAACCCUACUGGGUGUUUAUAAUAGACCAGUCAAUAGUAACAGGGACGUCGAGGAGCACAUAGGGAGACAGGUUCUGGAAAGGUGUAAUAAUAACAGGGUUGUCGUGGUGGGAGAUUUUAAUUUCCCAAAUAUUGAUUGGCAUGUCCCUGGAGCGAGGGGUUUAGAUGGGGUGGAAUUUGUUAGGUAUGUUCAGGAAGGUUUCCUGACACAAUAUGUAGAUAAGCCUACAAGAAGAGAGGCUGUACUUGAUGUGAUAUUGGGAAAUGAACCUGGUCAGGUGUCAUGUCUCUUAUUGGGAGAGCAUUUUGGACAUAGUGAUCACAAUUCUGUCUCCUUUACCAUGGCAUUGGAGAGGGAUAGGAACAGACAAGUUAGGGAAACGUUUAAUUGGAAUAAGGAGAAAUAUGAGGCUAUCAGUCAGGAACUUGGAAGCAUAAAUUGGGAACAGAUGUUCUAGGAAAUGUAUGGCAGAAGUGUGGCAAAUGUUCAGGGGAUGUUUGUGUGGUGUUCUGCAUAGGUACAUUUCAAUGAGAUGGGAAGAAUGGUAGGGUACAGGAACAAUGGUGUACAAAGGCUGUUGAAAAUCUAGUUAAGAAGAAAAGAAAAGCUUACAAAAUGUUCAAAAAAAGCAGGUAAUAAUAGAGAUCUAGAAGAUUAUAAGGCCAGCAGGAAGGAGCUUAAAAAAGAAAUUAGGAGAGCCAGAAGGGGGUGUGAGAAGGCCUUGGCGGGCAGGAUAAAGGAAAACCCCAGGGCAUUCUACAAGUAUGUGAAGAGCAAGAGGAAGAGGCGUUAGAGAAUAGGACCAAUCAAGUGUGACAGUAGAAAAGUGUGUAUGGAACUGGAGAAGAUGGCAGAGAUAUUUGAUGAAUACUUUGCUUCAGUAUUUACUACGGAAAAGGAUCUUGGCACUUGUAGGGAUGGAUUGAAAAGCUUGAGCAUAUAGACAUUAAGAAGGAGGAUGUGCUGGAGCUUUUGGAAAGCAUCAAGUUGGAUAAGUCUCUCGGGUUGGAUAAGUCUCCGGGACUGGAUGAGAUGUACCCUUGGCUACUGUGGGAGGUGAGGGAGGAGAUUGCUGAGCCUCUGGCAAGGAGAGUCUGAUCUCCUCACUAAAGGAAGGAUAUGGAAAUUAUAGAAAGGGUGCAGAGGAGAUUUACAAGAAUGUUGUCUGAAUUGGGGGCAUGCCUUAUGAGAAUAGGUUGAGUGAACUUGGCCUUUUCUCCUUGGAGUGACGGAGGAUGAGAGGUGACCUGAUAGAGGUGUAUAAGAUAAUAAGAGGCAUUGAUCUUGUGGAUAGUCAGAGGCUUGUUCCCACGGCUGAAAUGGCUAACACAAGAGGGCACAGUUUUAAGGUGCUUGGAAGUAAGUACAGAGGAGAUGUCAGGGGUAAGUUUCUUCCACGCAGAGGGUGGUGAGUGCGUGGAGUGGGCUGCUGGCGGCAGUGGUGGAGGCGAAUAUGGUAGGGUCUUUUAAGAGACUCCUGGAGAGGUACAUGGAGCUUAGAAAAAUAGAGGGCUAUGGGUAACCCUAGGUAAUUUCUAAAGUAAGUACAUAUUUGGCACAGCUUUGUGGGCCGAAGGGCCUGUAUUGUGCUAUAGUUUUUCUAUGUUUCUAUAUACAUGAGAGUGAUGUGGGUGAAUUUAGGGACAGACCAGAGUUGUAAGUCUACGCUCUGCUUUUGAAAGUCAGCGACACGGACAUGGGAUAUCCGUAGACUGGGCCGGGAUGUCUGGCUGCAUAUCAGGCUGACAGACUAGUGAAGAUGAAGGCUGGUGAAUCGUCCAGGGUCAGCAAGUCCACAGUUGGAAUUCCGUGUGGGCUCAAGAAUGAUGCUCGAUGACCUCCAGGGUUUGCAGGCAGCUGAUGAGCCUGCCUAUCUCACAGUGGGUACAGAUGUUAGUGCCAAGUACCGUGGUGCCUUCUGCGAGGCAAAGAUUAAAACUGUGAAGCGACUAGUAAAGGUCAAGGUGCUCUUGAAGCAUGACAAUUCUACACAAGUUGUCCAAGAUGACCAAGUGAAAGGCCCAUUGCGAAUUGGAGCUUCAGUCGAGGUGAAAGGAUCUGAUGGUUCUUACCAAGAGGCUGCCAUCAAUAAAUUGACAGAUGCAAGCUGGUAUACAGUAGUGUUUGAUGAUGGUGAUGAGAGGACACUUCGACGAACGUCUUUAUGCUUAAAAGGAGAGAGACAUUUUGCUGAGAGUGAGACCCUUGACCAGUUACCACUUACAAACCCGGAGCACUUUGGCACACCUGUAAUUGGAAAGAAAACAAAUAGAGGAAGGAGAUCAUCGUCUGCUCCUGCACCUGAAGAUGAAAGGGAGGAAGAAUCAAGUGAAGAAGAAGAUGAUGAUAAGCGACGUCUUAAUGAUGAACUUUUGGGCAAAGUUGUUUAUGUAGAUUGCAAUGGGGAUAAAAGAAAAGGCUGGUAUCCAGCUUUGGUGCUGUCUCCAAGCUGCAGUGAUGAAAUCACUGUGAAAAAGGAUCAAUGUUUAGUACGAUCUUUUGCAGACUCCAAAUUUUAUCCUAUAGCAAGAAAGGAUAUAAGAGAGCUAGAUUGGGACAAAGUUUCAAAACCAGAUCUAGUCAUUAAACAAGCCCUGGAAGAAGCUCUCAAAUUCCAUCAGCAACGGAUUGUUCCUGAGAGCUGGAAAGUAGACAUGAGUGUCAUCUUAGAAUCCUCAAGUAGUGAUGAAGAGGAAGAGGAAUCAGAGAAUGAUGAAGACCAUGAGGAAAAGAAACAAGAGGUAGAGGAGGAGCUAGAUCCAGAAGAGAGAGACAAUUUCUUGCAACAACUCUACAAAUUCAUGGAGGAUAGAGGAACACCUAUCAAUAAACCACCAGUACUAGGCUACAAAGACCUGAAUCUUUUCAAACUCUUCAGACUGGUGUAUCAACAUGGUGGAUGUGACAAUAUUGACAGUGGUUCUGUAUGGAAGCAAAUCUACAUGGACCUCGGUAUUCCAAUUCUGAACACUGCUGCAUCUUAUAAUGUAAAAACAGCAUACAAGAAGUAUUUGUAUGGCUUUGAAGAAUACUGUCGUGCAGCUGAUCUUCGCUUUAGGACCAUUCACCAUAUGGAACCUAAAGGAAAAACAUUGGAAAAAGGUGAAGAGAAUGGUGCAUAUGAUCCAAAGAAAGUAUCUGGAGCUUCAGAUGAAGAAACAGAUUUUGAGAAAAAUGAUGAGGCUGAAAAUGAAAAAGAGGAAAAAGAAGUCAUAACUCCAAGAGGCCGAAGGAGAAAUACUACACCUGCUAAAAAAGAAAUCAAAGAACCGAGUAAGGAAGAAAUGUUGAAUGAGGAAAACAAUAAAGAAAAUAAAGACUCUAAGGAAGACUUGAAAAAACAAGAGAAAGAAAUGGAUGCAGCACAGCAGAAAAGUACAUCCACAUCCAAAAAUAGAGCAGAGAAGAAUAAGAAAGAUGAACCUGAGAAGAAAUCUGAGGAAAGAGAGGAAGAUAAUGAAGACGGGGAAGAAGACCAUGGGAAUAGACAAGACAAUAGAGAAGCAGAUGAAAAUAAAAAAGAUGGCGAUGAUGAUGAGGAGGAAGAUGGGGAUGAGGAGGAAGAUGACAAUGAAGGAGAGGAGGAAGAUGAGGAAGAAGAAGAGGAGGAAGAUGAAGAGGAAGAUAAUGAAUUUGAACGAUUCCCUUCUGGAACAAAAGUUAAAGUAAAAUAUGGGCGUGGGAAAAAUCAGAAAAUCUAUGAAGCCAAUAUUAGAAAUUCUGAAGUUGACGAUGGGGAGGUGGUCUAUUUGGUGCAUUACUAUGGUUGGAAUACAAGGUAUGAUGAAUGGGUAAAGGGUGAUCGAAUUAUCUGGCCUUCAGAAAGAGGUGCUCCAAAGGGGAAGCACAGAAGAAAAUUGAAGAGUAAACAGGAUCGUGAAAAGGAUGAAAAAAAAGAUGAUGAUAAGCAAAGUAAAUCAAAACGUGGUCGUCCUAGUUUGAAAUCCACACCAACUGCCAAUUCUCAGCGGAGUUUAUCCAGGACUCCAGGCACCGAGGGGAAAGGUGGAACCAGAAGUGUGCGGAGUAAUGCAUCUGAAUCUUCACCCCUUCUGAAUGGAGUGGAAGGUCUUCCUCGAAGGCGCACCAGGCGUAGUUCUGGAAUAUAUGAUUCAGACAAAGCAUCAAAUGGGUCUACCAACUCAUCGGAUGAAAGUGAAUUGGAAGCCUCAGCAAGUAAAUCUGUGAAAGAAGAAGGUGCUUCCAUAAAAGAUGAAGAGGAGAAACCAGAGGGGAAGAGACUCAAAGAUAGUUGUUCACAAGAAGCUAAAGAAUUACCAUGUGACGAUGAUGUGAAAACAGUGUCUGUGAAGCAGGAGACAGAAAAUACACAACCUACAAGCAGUGAUGAGAUAGUGGUAUUUCAAAUUGAAGAUGUACGUAAAGACUUGAUAGAGAGGUCUCCAAAAGGCAAGGGAAGAAGAACUAGAACUCGAGAUAAUUAUUCAGAAAAUAACAAGCCUGUUCUUGCUAAUCACACAGAAGCAACUACUGAGAGUGAACUAAAUAUGGAAAAAUUGGUAAGCUUAGAGGACAACCAGCUAGCAACCCCUAGUGCACCUGAAGAAGAAAUUCCAAUUACAGAUACUGCAUUGUCAAAUGAAGUUGUAGAUGAUGAAAAGAAACCAGGGAAGAGAAAAUCUCCAGAACAGUUAACACCUGAUAAAAGGCUUCGGAGGGAUAGUGAAGAUGAAAUGCAAACUGCAAAAGAGGAAGAUUCUGAGAAAAAAGAGCUUUUUGGCAGUGAAUGUAAAGAAUAUAAAAUGAUUGAAAGGUUAGAACUUGAAAAUGGUGAUGUUUCUCCAUCAAACAUUGUUACAGGCAUGUGCAUAAAACAAGAAUUGGAAGCUCCCUGUUUAGAAAUUGAAGAGGAUAUUUCAUUGAAAACUGAUGAAGAUACAAUGCCACCGAUUGGGCCUGAAGCUUUAGUUUGCCAUGAGGUAGAUUUGGAUGACUUGGAUGAGAAAGAAAAAAGCAGUAGUGAAGAUAUAGGUGCAGGAAAUUCAAGAUCCAAUUCUCCUGAAUUAGUUAUUGCAGUUGUGUCUACAUCAAUGCAGCAGGUUUUGCCAAUUGCAUCACCCGCACCUGUUCAUCAAGAUGAAGUUCGCAGCGUCAAAAGUGAAAGUGAUAUUACUAUUGAAGUGGACAGUGUUGCUGGUGAAUCACAGGAAGGAUUAUGUGAGAGUGAGUCUGUCAACGGGUUUGAUGCCAGUACGAGCUCAAGCAGCAGUGUCACGGUACAAGAAGCUGAGAACAAGGAUAAAGGUCAGAAGAGAAUAAGCGAUAGCAAUAAUGGGACACCAGCAAAGAAACAAAAGCGUAGCCAUAAACGGUCAAAUGUAUCCAGUAAAAGUGAAAAGAAUGGAACUGGCAACAGCAGUGAUAGUGAAGACCUACCAGUCAUAGACAACUCCAAUAAAUGCACUCCAGUGAAGACUUCAAAUAAGUCUCAAAAAUUUGGCAGGUCCCCUUCAAGGUUGAUUUCUCCCAACAAUAAAGAUGGCGAUAAAGACAAAGAGAAAGAUGGAAAUGAUAGUACGUCACCCAGGACCUAUAAAUGGAGUUUCCAGCUUGCUGAUCUUAAUAAUCUGACAAGUGCUGAACGGAUAGCUUUCCUACAGGACAAGCUACAGGAGAUCAGAAAAUACUAUAUGUCUUUGAAAUCGGAGGUAGCAUCCAUAGAUAGGAGAAGAAAGCGAUUAAAAAAGAAAGAGAGAGAAGUUACACUUGCAGCUCCAGGUACAUCCUCAGCUUCUUCAGAAACUGGAAUGAGUCCCACUUCUUCUUCACCAGCCCAAAACAGUGUGGCAGUAGAAUGCAGGUGAUGAUGCGCCCCCAUACCCUUCCCUAUCCCUUUCCCAGCAGCCUGCUGCCAUGACACAAGUGCUAAAUACCCUGGAACAUUAGCAUAGGAAGCACUCAGCUGAUUGGACUCGAGCAUUAUCAGUAGGAUUCAAGCAAAAGUUUCCCACUCUGCCUGGUUAACUUCCAGUUCCUUUAGCACUGCAAAGCACGAAGUUGAAUGUAAUUUGGAGAUGAGACAUGCUUCACUGAUGACUACUGUCCACUCUAUUACAUGAAAUGGCACUUUGUGGAAGACUCUUGGUGAUUGAAUAAAAUGAAUGUGACCACCUUCCUCUGAAGACACUCACAGAACAAUAACUGCAAUUGAAAAAAUAGCUUUGUUGGUAAUGGAACAGAGGGAGCCUAGCCCAGUCAGCUCAGUUCAUAUGUUGGGUUAAUAGUUCCAGUUCAGUCUUAGUUGUGGGAGCAUUAGCUAUCUUGAACUGCCAAAGUACACGGUGAGCAGAGUGCCCUAUUUUGUGUAAUUUGGAAAUGGGACAAAAUAGAUUGUUGCAGGAAAUUUAGUGUAUUGAAAACUGAUACUGUAAUGAAAAAGUCUUCCGCUAUAUUGCUGUUGGAUUUUGAGCACAGUUAUGCAAAUGAGAUUUCUUAUUUAAGUUUUGUAAUGUUUACAGUCAUCGGAGAAGUUGGUUUUCAGUAGACUAAUUUCUGUAGCAAGACUAUUUUGUCUCUUUUUAUAUGUAAUUGCAGAGUUUUAUUUUAUUACAAAAAAGUUUCAAAUAUAUCACAACAAUGAAGUUAUUUAACAAAAAAUUUCUAGACCUGAAAAGAGUUUUGUGUAAAAUAAAAAAUGUAUUAUCUUGCAACUUGUGAAGUAUAUUUAUUCAGACAAGGCAAUGGACAUAAUACUUGUAUUUUUUAUGUAUUUUUAAAACAAGAAAGAAAGAUAUUUUCAGACUUGGUUCGGUUUUCCAGGUUUGUUCGCUUUAAUUUACGAGAUGUUACAAACCUUGAAUUAUAAUUUCAGUCAUUUCAAAAGCAGGUUCGUGUUCCUGAAUUACGUAUCCUGUAGAGUCCAGUUGGCUAGCUUUGUGGUCACACUGCCUAAUGGUAAAAUGUAUUAUUUGCCCUGUAAAACAAAGUUGGUUGGUCUAACCUUUAAAUCUAUGCCAAGUUGUCUACUAUCUUCGAUUCAAUUACAAUGUUUGGGAAAAACAAAUGUAGCACAACUACUACAAGGAGUGACAGUUACCAUUAGGUGGCUGUGUUGUAUUUCCAGAUCAUGGACAAGCCAUGGUGUCUCCAUUGCAUAAUUUGUAUAUAUUAACUCUUCCAGAACCAUGUAUUUAAUGAUACAGUUUGCACAUAUAUUGUGUACAGAUGUGAUUAUUUUAUCAAUUUUUAUCCACACGUACUGUACAUUGUAAGGAAUUGGUGUCCCUUCCCAAUGUUUAAUAUACUGUAGAGUAAUAGUGUGAAUGCUCUAGACUGUUUGUAUAUUAUGAUACUGUGGUUCAGAACAGCAGUGGGCCUGAGAUGGAUUGUAAUAGUAUUCCAUAGAACUGCUAACAAAUCAAUGUCCAUUCAUUUUAUGUUUGAGAUUUUUUUUUGUAUUUCUUGACAGCGUGGAGUUGUAGUAGUUAUUACAAUGGAUUUUUUUUCUUCCACAUGUAACGGAAGAGAAUAAUUUGACAAUGGCUUAACUUUCUAAAAGCAGAGCAUUUUUUUCCUCUCCACUUGCAAAACUGGUGUAUUGUAAUGUGAAAUAAAAUGGAGCUCAGUACAGAAUUUAAUAAAGGCCAAGUUUUAAGAAA